Molecule: messenger RNA, 392 nt
Organism: Selaginella moellendorffii
Lineage: Eukaryota; Viridiplantae; Streptophyta; Lycopodiopsida; Selaginellales; Selaginellaceae
Exons: 1
Coding region: 11-313 (100 amino acids)
Source: RefSeq, a predicted model, not a curated record
AGAGAAGAAGAUGGCGAUCGCUGGGAAGAGCUUCUCGCUCUUGGUUUUGGUGACGGCUUUGAUGCUCUUGGUGGUGGUGAAAGGUGUGGUGGGCGAAUGCGAGGACCGAGCAAAGAUCCAGGACAAGGUGUCGCCGUGCAUUAGCGCCGGGACGCUGAUGAAUUCACCUAGCGCUGCGUGUUGCGCGAGGGUCAAGGAGCUCAGCCUGGAUUGCUUCUGUAGCCUCCUCCAGGGAACUCUCAGCUUGUCCGACUUUGAUGCUUAUGUUAACACUUGCGCUCUCAACGUUCCUGGAGGAUUCUCAUGCAGCUAAAAGAUUGUGUCUUGCUUGAAAGAUGAUUCUACAAAUAACUUUCUAGACAAAAUUUUAAAAAACAUGAAUAAUAAUUUAA